GACCCUGAGUGCCUAGCGUAUCUCCUUGCUUUCUAUGAUCAUCUUUGUCUUUGGGAAGAAGGCUCCUUAGUUCCCGUGCUCCAUGUCGGCUGGGUCGACAAAUUAAUGGUGAACUUGAUGCGUUUUAAACCACGCGCUAGGCGCCUUCUUCAGCUCCUGCCAGCGGCCGCUUCGCUCCACCCAUCUUCCAAUUUAUCUUCAUCAUCCAUAACUAAUCCUUGCCCUGUCUCUUCAUCUUCAUCUUGUUCCAGACCAGCUUACUUACCUUCUAACAACGAUGUUAGGCCCAUCAUAACUGGUGUAUCACACACACGUCGGCAUGAUCGCAUUUCACACUCCACUCUAUCCACUACGUCAACCACCCCUGAAGCCGUUGACAAUACUUUAACAAGUGUAGAUAACAAUCUACUCACAGUCGGUUCAAGUCGAAAAGGGUUUAUAACUGGACAGUCAAUCAGCUCCACUUCCUUUCGUCAGCGCCUCAGAUCUGCUUCAAAUGCAUCCCCACGGGCUUCGCCCAAGACCUCAACCUCUUCCGCAAAAACACACCUGGCUGUAUCAACUGUCAAGCCCAUCUCACGAAAGAUGCGUUCGGCAGGAACUACUUCCGUCGUCUUCUCCAUUGACUCCCUCGAUGAGACUCCAAAUACUUCAACACUAGAUUCUAGCGGUCCCGAUUCACACCCACCUACUGAGUCUGAUUCCUUAGCCUGUUCAGAUUCCCUUCUACCAGGACUGCCAACAAGACUGGCCAUAUGUCCUCCAGAGGAUGCACCACCAGCUGAUGCCCGUAAUCAUGACCAAGCUGAGUUGGAUCAAGAGUUGCCCUUGACGAUAGUUUCACCACCUGUCGCUUUGGAUAUCACUCCACUGGCUGCUAAUGCCAUGCUUGAGAGUUCUGCUGUAUGCGGGAUAAAUGACAUUGCCAACAGCCUAAGUUGUAGCGUUGCUACUAAUGGAUGCAGUAGCAGUAGUAAUAGUAGCAGCAGCACAUCUAGCCUUUCUUCCAUCGAACAUAACCUCAAUCAACUCUCAUCAUCGCUCCAUGCAGGAGAUAUAAAUCUCUUAACGGGAGAUCCUCUCCAUUCAUUAUCCUUAUCUGUAGAUAAUCAGUCAGAUGAAUCAGGUGAGUUAUAA
Molecule: messenger RNA, 1137 nt
Organism: Protopolystoma xenopodis
Lineage: Eukaryota; Metazoa; Platyhelminthes; Monogenea; Polystomatidea; Polystomatidae
Source: the annotation of a GenBank genome assembly